Messenger RNA from Ctenocephalides felis (cat flea), 635 nucleotides. RefSeq names its product monocarboxylate transporter 12-B-like. The record is from RefSeq and is a predicted model, not a curated record. NCBI's taxonomy places the organism in Eukaryota, Metazoa, Arthropoda, Insecta, Siphonaptera, Pulicidae. The transcript is spliced from 4 exons. Bases 24 to 635 code for a protein of 203 amino acids.
GCUGGAAGAAGUUUAUAAGCCUAAUGGACCUGGAUCUUCUCAAGGAUUUGACUUUUCUUAACAUAGUGUUCGGAGUCGCAUUAGCCUAUACCGCCAGUAUCAAUUUCAGCAUGUUAUUUCCAUUUUUUUUGCAAGAAUCAGCUGGACUAAACCGAGCUGAUACAGCGAUGUGCAUGUCAGUUCUGGCUGGGGCGGACAUUGUUUCUCGGUUAACUCUUCCAACAAUUACACAAAUUCUGGGAUUUUCUUGUAGAUUGUCUUACCUCAUCGGAGCUGCCGCUCUAAUUUUAGCACGGGCAUUGUUAGCUGAGCAAAAAAGUUAUACCGGUCUUAUCGCUAUUUCUGCACUUUGCGGUUAUGUACGGGCGGCGACUGUUGUCAACCAGAACCUGGUGCUGAGCGAACACUGCAAAGCGUCCAGGCUGCCUGCCGCCUUGGGUCUCGGCAUGUGCGUUAAGGGAGCAUUUGUCAUAACUAUCGGGCAGUUUCUUGGUUGGCUUCGUGAUUACACGGGCAGUUACAGUCUAUGUAUACAUGCUCAAAAUAUUCUUCUGAUUCUCAUAGUGAUCACCUGGGUGCCCGAACUUCUUUACAAAUACUGCAAAAGAAAGUCGGAUAAAUUGCCUUUACGAUGA